Molecule: messenger RNA, 3153 nt
Organism: Porites lobata
Lineage: Eukaryota; Metazoa; Cnidaria; Anthozoa; Scleractinia; Poritidae
Source: the annotation of a GenBank genome assembly
AUGUUGUGGAUUGUUACUGCUGUGGCUUUCAUUUCUCUCGUGACUUCUGCUGCAACUCUCAUCUUAGCUUUGAGAGUGAAAAAUUCUCAGAAUGUUUCGACUUCCCCUACGAUUGUAAAGCACGAGGUAAGAGAAUCGGCACUAUUUUUAGAUUCGUGAAUUCCUAGUCUUCCUCCGGUGAUGUAUACUAUUACGCUGGGACAAAGUCAAGGGAAACACAAGGACUCGGGGAAAACAAAACUAACUGGUUUCGCGAAGGGCCUGACAUUAAGUGUUUUGUUAUACCUCUAGACUUUCACUUCAACAGCAACAAAAGAAUAACCGGGGCGAAUCAAAACAGUCGACUCGGUAAUUACAGCAACACAAAGUUAAUUCUUAAAACCCGGCUGAAUAUGAUUUACAAAGUACUUUCCUUAUAUUAUCUGCAUCUUUAUCGUCCACAAGCGGCUCUUUCUCUUCUGGGAUAACUUUGAAACUCGUUGUUUCUUAGCUUGAGGCUUACGCCACUUAGCAUCAUGCUUUGAUCACGUGCUGUAAUGUAUCCUGUGCGGGGUACAAAUGUAUCACGAUCGGACGAUCGGGAUACACAAAAAUCAACCACUGGUAGUCCCUGUUUAGUCGAGAGAAAGUCUAGGAAUAUAACAAAAUUAAAGCAUAUGUUAUCUUGGUAAAUUACUUUGCUCAUUUCAGUAUUACGAGAAUUUUCUUAUGCUACUACGGCUAAAUUUAGGAAAGAUGCAACCGCUUUGGUACACAAAGAUAUUUCAGUAAUGGUGUGAGCAAAAGGAAUUUUGACAUUUUGAAAUUUUCCAAACAUGAAAACAAAACUUGAUCGUCUGCCCCAUUUUCUGCCCCAGUUUCAAUCUAGUUCCUUUCUGCCCGUCCUUUAUCAAACUGAGACUAUUUCUAAGGCCUGGAAUAAACACCACAAGAUUUCACGGGCUGCAGCAAAACAAUCCUACACAAGUUUUUUCCUAGUCAGUCCCCGGCCCCGGGGCUGGUGUAUUCGUCGUCAGGUAUAUCAUGUACUGCCCACCCCUUUUACCUGAGGACUUUCACAAUGAGAAAACUAUCAGAAUUCAAAGAAACAGUGCUCUUGAUUCCUUUUCAAUUUCCCGUGAAUUUACAGCUAAAACGUUUCUGUCUGUGCGACAAGAACCAGUCAAGUACGAAUUUGAAGUGAUUGUCAGAAUGCCUUGUUGGCCACGAACUAGCACAGAAUUUAAAUUUGGUCUCACUGUACUUCCGAGAAAACAGUGUAGAAAUAGAUGUGGACAUAGUAAAAAAUAUAUAUAUAAUGGUAAACUUUCUCUGUUUAAAAUCUACUAAUUAAUGAAGGAUCUCAGUCUCCGAAAAUCUAAUGGCCCAUUUUUUUUUAUAAUCUAAAAACUUUCAAUUUUAAGGCCUUUUUUCACAUGCAAAUGAGGCAUACCUCAUCCAAAAUGCCAAAAGUAAAAAUCAUGUCCUGUUUUGCCACACUUGGUCCUAGCCAGUUUCAGUUGCUCAUAUUUACCGGUAGAACUCUUAUCAUGGCGGUCUUGUAACCUGCCACUUUUAGUAUCCUCUGAGAUCAGUAAGAUUGUACGUAUCGUAAACAACAUCAUUUGUCCAUCCCUUUUAGGGACGAAAAAACUGGCAAAUCAACUCGAGGAGAUUAACAUCCAAAACACGUGAGGAUUGUUUCAAUAAGCUAAGAUACUGGGGCACCCAAUGGAUCUGUUCCUCAAAAUAUCUGUUCUUCAGGCAAUUUUUCGCUGGCUGGGAGAUUUGGAAAAAAUAAUAUGUCCUUGAAAGGUGAAAUUGUUGCUGGGAAAUAGACAGUUCAGGAUGUCUGAGGGGAUUUGGUUCUUUGGUGUCUCGAAUAGCUGGUAUGUGCUAUUUCUGAGACCCACCCGCCAACCACCCCUCCCCCCCCCCAACUACCCCCCACUGAAGGGCUGAAAUUUCCCUAUGUCCACAAACAAACUGGCCAGUAAUGUCUGGACUUUCGUUUGCUGGGAAACUUCCCAGUAAGUGAGGUUGGAGGUUGUAGGUGCACUUUGCUGGCUGGGAACUCUUCCAUCAGUCUUGCUGGGAGUGAGGAACAGAUAAAUUUUUCCCAGCAAUCUCCUAAAAUGCUUAAAAUGGUUUCAGAAAGCUUGUUCAUGCUUUGUUGCUGUUUUUACGUCUUUUUCUGAAAAUUUCCCGUUGGGUGCUCCUGUGUAUUGAUGUCAGUUAAGAAUUUAACUGGAAGAAAUUUGUGCUCGCUCUUGCUGUUGAAACAGCGCUAACAUCAAAUCCAGAUUUGUUUUUGUCAAAGUUGUCACAACGCCUUUUGAUAGCUGUUAAAACGCUGACUUUUUUCAACAGCUACAAAACGCAACCGUUAGACUUGAUCAACAAGACGUCAACUUGAAGUUGCUCUUGAGUGAAAUUAACAGCACCCUCUCCUUAAAAGUAAAGCUGAUAUUGCCUUACAAAUAUAUGGCUUUCCCCGUAGACCUGCUCUCAUUUUGUUCAAUUUUACAGCUAUAAGUAUAGUUUUCCGAGGGGGAUGACGAGUGGACCAAAAAAAAGCUGGGCUUUUUUGUUAAUCAAGGCACUAUCACUGUGUCGUAAUGUAGAAUCAAAUUUUUUACACACUCUGUUAGCGAGGCUUUAAAAAUGGAGGCCCCAAUUUUCAUAGCAAAACAACAUAAUCGGCAUAUCUUUUACGCAACAAUGCAAGUGGCCUCGAGCCGGGUAACUUAAAUAUGUGGAUUUUUGUAGUUGUUGUUGUUUUUUUCCCUUAUUGGUUUUCAUCUUUCUAAUGACCUGUGCAAUGUAUGGAAACGAAGCACAUAAAGAAAAGAUAAAAAUUUACGCAUUUCUUUUCAGGUAGAGAAUGUCAGCAAACUACCGGGCCCAGUCGGCCCUCCUGGAGUAAACGGUUCCCGAGGCCCGAUGGGUCCAGAAGGACCCCAAGGAUUCAACGGAUCCCAGGGUGCAAUAGGUCCUCAGGGAUUUAACGGCUCCCAGGGGUUGAUUGGACCACAGGGUCCCCAGGGUGCUGGGGACUUCUCUUUGUGUAAAUACAUGACCGAGUCUUCAACGGGACGUCAGUCGCCAGUAAGAAGCCUUUCUCCUGGCGCUGGUAUUAAAGUAGUUCUCGGGGAACCAAAUGUAAGUUUAUGA